AUGGCAGACGAUAAUAUCCGAGACUCCAUUGUGGAAGAUGUCCUCAUCCCCAAGGAACUACUGACAACGGCCAAAUUCAACUCGCCAUGGGAAUUGGCCCGAUGGGAACAGUCACUUCCCGACAACAAUCGUAUAUCUAUACCGGCGCCUCGCCCUCGCACUUCUUCCAAUCGGCCUCUUAGUCUCUCUGCCUUGCGAGCAGUAGCAAGACCUCGGUCUGCAAUUCGGCCCCGUGGAUGCAGUGAUCCGCCUAAUUUUCAAGGCAAUCCAUUCGAUUACUUUGCAAAGCCCGCUACUUACGAGCCCGCUUCUCCAAUCCCGGAGAAAGAACCCAUAACGCCUGUCCAGAAUGCAUUUCUCAGUCCACCGCCAUCUAGCAAUGCUAGCUCUCCUACCAUCAGCAGUGAGCAAAGCAGCUUGCAAGAAGUGUACGAAAAGGCCAAAUUGAGAGGGGUGGCUAUUCAACGGAAGCAUUGGGUACGGCUCUUGUUUGAAUAUAGCAUCUAUCUAUUCCUCGUUCUCUUUGUCUACUUCGUCCUUGUUGGAAUGCCACUGUGGAAAGGCGCCGUGUGGUGGCUUUACUACGUUAUUCGGACCAAGUUCGUCAUCCAAGGAGGAUAUGCAAUUACCAUUGGUCUGGCUGCACUAUACGCAUUCUGCCCUCUUAUGAUUCUCUUCGAGAAAGAUCCCCAGCCAAGUUCGGAAACCGCACCACAAUCAGAAUCACCAGACCUGGAAGGAAAUAUGUCAAACGUUGAAUCAACUGCCCUGCUCAUCCCCUGCUAUAAAUCAGCAACAAUCAUUGAGCCCACACUCAAAGCAGCCCUGGAGAUCUUCCCGAAGAAAAACAUCUUCGUCAUUGCCAACGGCAACUCCAAAACCCCUCUUGACAACACAGAAGAAGUCUGCAAACCCUAUGGUGUAAACCACCUCUGGGUGCCCAUUGGCUCCAAGAUCGUCGCCCAGUUUGUAGGCUGCUACGCGGCUAAAGACUUUGAAAAUGCAGUCCUAAUUGAUGACGACUGCCUCCUGCCCCCGAAUUUCCCAGUCGUCAGCGACAGGCUGAAAGGCACAGUCAAGUGUCUCGGAUACACAAUCAAAAGCGUCGGCCCCAACUCCUCCAAGGGAACCUUCUGUCAACAGGCACAAGACCUCGAAUACAAGAUGUCCGGCAUCCAGCGCGCAUUCUUUGGCAAGAUCGGAAGUGCGACCUUCCCACACGGUGCAAUCUCACUGUGGAAUAUCGAGUUCCUGAAGCAGACGUUCCAUGAGCACCCCGGCUUCUCCGUGUCGGAGGACUGGUUCUUCGGCGAUGCAUGCCGUCGUCUGGGUGGGCGGAUUACCAUGUGUUCGCAGGUCUUUGUGGAGACCGAGACGCCUGCUUCGGUGUUCUUCAGCGGUAGUGGCAGCCGUGGUGGGUUUGGAGAGAUGACUAUCUUCCAGCAGCGAUUUAAGAGGUGGAAUUUCUUCUUCGUCGUGGGCAUGUACUACGAUCUCAAGUAUAUCCUGACUAGUUGGAAGCUUGGGUGGUGGGAGUUUGGUGCGAAGUUGUGUGUGUUCCAAGAGGUUUACGAAACUCUCAUCUACCUCUUUGCGCCUUUCGUCCUCCCCAUCUCCUUCGUCGUACGCCCGUCAUUCUGCGGGAUGCUCUUAGGCGUGACGAUCGGGAUGUACAUCAUCAACGUGAUCAUUUUCAACGAGAUCCAUCUCCGUCUGAAAAGGGAGCGGGUGGACUGGAAAGUCUUGCUGUUCUACUAUACCUUCUAUAAGAUCGCAUUAACGGUGAUCAACGUGUUCAGCUGCUACUGGUCUCUGUACAAGUAUGCGCGAUACUUUGCACAGCGGCAUCCGAAGGUGAUUGAAGACCGGGAUGCCGUGGAAGUGCUUCUUAGUCUUGAAAAGGACGAGAAAGAGAGUGAGGACGAUGUGAUCCCGCUGGAUGGGGUUGGUGCACUGGGACGGGGAUUGGGGAGGAAGUUAACUCUGACGAAGGUCAAGACUGGGAAGAGGAUGUCAACACUGUCAACGUCGGGAGGAUGGAUUUGA
Messenger RNA from Penicillium bovifimosum, 2046 nucleotides. RefSeq lists its product as uncharacterized. The record is from RefSeq and is a predicted model, not a curated record. The transcript has 4 exons. Lineage: Eukaryota; Fungi; Ascomycota; Eurotiomycetes; Eurotiales; Aspergillaceae. Bases 1 to 2046 code for a protein of 681 amino acids.